Molecule: messenger RNA, 709 nt
Organism: Zychaea mexicana
Lineage: Eukaryota; Fungi; Mucoromycota; Mucoromycetes; Mucorales; Lichtheimiaceae
Product: calponin domain-containing protein
Exons: 5
Coding region: 175-585 (136 amino acids)
Molecular function (GO): protein binding
Source: RefSeq, a predicted model, not a curated record
GUGCUACUACCACCUGCCCCAUUCUUUUAUAGUACUACCUACUACUCUACUACACCAAGUAGUUAGUUAGUACGCUUACACACACAUUCUUAAUUGUCAUUUUUAUCAUUGUUUACUACUACUACCACUACCCUUUAAUUAUUAAAACAGCUUACAACACCAACAAAGACGACCAUGACAGUGAUCGCUUCAGCUACACACGCUUCCGGCCUAACGACAGCAACAGCACAGACACGCAUCGCUCGAUCGAAAAGCGGUGCUGACAUGUUAUUCGACAGAAUGAAAAGAGACCAGUUCGAUCACGAAGAACAAGCAGCAAUCGAUUUCCUGAAUGCAACACUCGUUGACCAUGCGCCUAUCGAAAUUGGACAUUUGCAUCAAGAGUUGAAAGACGGAGUUUUACUAUGCAACUUGGUGAACAAGCUACGCCCGGGCACGAUCAAACAUGUUGGACAACGGGAUCUGUCUUUUAUCAAGAUGGACAAUAUCACCCGAUUCUUACAAGGAGCAAGACAGCUCGGGUUAAAUGAUGCUCAGUUAUUCGAGACAAUCGAUUUGUUUGAAGCCAAAGAUAUGCCAGCAUAAAUGCAAUAUCAGAAAUGGCAGGCUGCUUGGAUCGAUGCGACAAAAAACCUACUACCAAUCCUCCUGCAUGAUGUACCAAGCCCAUUUAACUCCCUCUGUGUUUUACUUUUUUCCAACAAACCAC